GCAGAGAGCCAGCCCAUGUCUGGUAGUUUGCCCCAUGCGUGACCCCUGUUUACCUCCAGCGCCCAGGACUACAUUUUGACUCUCAGCUCUCAUUCGGACUCUUUGUUCCUCAGAAAGUAUUGCUGAUGUCUCUUUCUCGCGCCGCAGCGCGAUUGUCAAUAUUGAGCCCCCAAGACGGGCCGAGCCGCUGCCUCCGAGAAAACUUGCGUCCUGCUUCUCCAAAAUAUGCGUUGAAACGGCACCCCGCUCGAUGCAUUGUGGACCCAAUCCAGGAAGGCUCCAUAUUCCGAUUAGCUACGCGGGAACCUUGCAAAUUGUUUUUAUCUCCCCGCUUCACCCUGUCAGAUCGAGAGCUAACUGCCACAGUGAUAGGACAUUGCCGUAUUCCGGCGGCUCUCUUCUCUUGCGCACGUCCAUUCCGAACCUCAUCGUCACGCAUGAUCCGCCGUGCUACACCGAAUGAUUUAUCGCAGUAUUCGACAAAAAGAAAGGAAUCGCGCAUAAAUUACCAUCAAGAAGAUCCACGGUUCCUUCCGCAACGACACCGGCCGAAGCUACACCAAAUCUCGCCAUGAAGCAAACGCUGCCGAGCAAUACCUUUGCCCCAGUUGAAUAGUUACCACUACUCCAGUAUCCUUUGACUUGGCGCAACUGCAUAUCCGCUGCACACUGGCUGUCCGUGCCAACAGAGAGGGCAUUCAGCUAUUCACUGGAGGGCAUCCGCCUGCGCCCACAUCCGUUGU
Messenger RNA from Aspergillus alliaceus, 743 nucleotides. RefSeq lists its product as uncharacterized. The transcript has a single exon. NCBI's taxonomy places the organism in Eukaryota, Fungi, Ascomycota, Eurotiomycetes, Eurotiales, Aspergillaceae. Bases 126 to 575 code for a protein of 149 amino acids. The record is from RefSeq and is a predicted model, not a curated record.